Diatraea saccharalis (sugarcane borer) is the source of this 1476-nucleotide messenger RNA. The record is from the annotation of a GenBank genome assembly. NCBI's taxonomy places the organism in Eukaryota, Metazoa, Arthropoda, Insecta, Lepidoptera, Crambidae.
AUGUUUGUGCUUAUAUUUCUCGUUUUGCUGUUGAUAGUUUUAUUGGUAUCCUGGUUGAGUUUUUUUCUAGAUAUGAAACGUACUGAUGUUAAAGGACCUCUACCUUAUCCAUUGAUUGGCAAUGGUCACCUGCUGGCCGUGGAUUCUCCAGAUUUCAUGAAUGUUCUGAGUCGUCUAGAAGAAGAAUACGAUAAAACCGCUUUGAUAUAUCUAUUUUCACAGCGCUAUAUUCUUACAUCAGACCCAAAAUUUAUAGAGGAAGUGGUUUCUAGUACCAAGCUUAUAGAAAAGGGAAGAUCAUAUAAUUACAUAAAACCUUGGCUUGGUGAAGGACUACUGACAUCCUCAGGUCCUAGAUGGAAAGCACAUCGGAAGUUCUUGACGCCGGCGUUUCAUUUCAAUAUUCUACAACAAUUCCUACCAAUAUUUUGUAAAAAUGCAACCAUAUUGGUGGAGAAACUGCGUAAUAUUGCCGUAAAGGAUUCUUCAACAGACUUGUUUCCUAUCAUAGCUUUGGCUGCCCUUGACAAUGUAACUGAAUCUAUAAUGGCUGUAUCGUUUGAUGCACAAGGUGACACUGAGUCUAAAUUCGUGAAAGCUGUAGAUGCCAUAUCUACAAUAGUAUCAAAGAGAAUGCGUAACCCUUUUUUGGACUUGGUAUUCCCCUUGACAUCACACAAAACGAAACAAGACAAGGCAUUGAAAAUUCUUCAUGGUCAAACUAUAAAAAUUAUAAAAGCUCGUCAAGAAGAAUUGCAGAAAAUGAACAUAUCAGAGCUGGCAUUACAUUCUGAACAUGGAAUUAAAAACAAACACACUUUUCUAGAUUUGCUUCUUUUAGCAGAAGUAGAUGGUAAGAAAAUAAGUGACCAGUGGAUCAGGGAAGAAGUUGAUACAUUUUUAUUUGAGGGACACGAUACAACCACUUCUGGUAUAACGUAUUGCCUUUACUGUCUUGCACAGAAUCAAGAUAUCCAAGAAAAAGUUUAUCAGGAGCAAAAAGAUGUUUUCGGAAAUGAAUUCCAUAGGAGUCCAUCUAGCAAUGAUCUGCAACAAAUGAAAUAUUUGGAUCUUGUAAUAAAAGAGUCUCUACGAAUAUUCCCAUCUGUACCGCUAGUCCAACGAUACGUUGCGGAAGACACGGUUAUAAAUGGAUUGCGUGUACCAAAAAAUAGUUCGAUUGUGCUGGACUUCUUCAAUAUGCAACGUGAUUCAAGUGUAUACGAAAACCCAUUAGAAUUCAGACCUGAAAGAUUUGAGAAUACUGGCAGGAACCCCUUCACGUGGCUACCGUUCAGCGCUGGUCCAAGGAAUUGCAUUGGUCAGAAAUUCGCAAUGAUGGAAAUGAAAGUGACGAUAUCGGAAAUUAUAAGGAACUUCAAAAUUCUCCCAACGGGUCAAGAGCCAAUAUUAGUAGCGGAUCUUAUACUCCGUUCUUUAGACGGUGUUAAAUUAAAAAUUGUGCCCAGGCUAUGA